AUGACCUGGGAAGUCCGUUUUAGCAACUCGCGCCAGCUGCCCUACUUCUACAACCCCGACACGCAGGUGUCGAUGUGGGAGCUGCCCGAUGGCAUGACGGAGGAGCAGGCUCGCCGGCUCCCGGGCGGCCAGCUGCUCGGCGAGGCGCAGCCCGACCAGCCGCUCCCGGCACAGGAGCAGGUGCGCGCGAGCCACCUGCUGGUCAAGCACAAGGACAGCCGCCGUCCCAGCAGCUGGAAGGAGGCCAACAUCACGCGCACCAAGGAGGAGGCCGCGGACAUUCUCAGGCAGCACCAGGCGGCGCUCGGCCCGAACCCCACGCCCGAGCAGUUUAGCCAGCUCGCGUCGCAGCACUCCGACUGCUCGUCUGCGCGCUCGGGCGGCGACCUCGGUCCCUUUGGCCGCGGCCAGAUGCAGGCACCGUUUGAGAAGGCGGCGUUUGCGCUCCCCAUUGGUGGUCUCAGCGACAUUGUCGAGACCGACAGCGGCCUGCACCUCAUCCAGCGCACCGGUUAA
Messenger RNA from Malassezia japonica, 516 nucleotides. It is a transcript of the gene pin1, whose product is annotated as peptidylprolyl isomerase. The transcript has 2 exons. Bases 1 to 516 code for a protein of 171 amino acids. Gene Ontology annotation, cellular component: cytosol; nucleus. The record is from RefSeq and is a predicted model, not a curated record. Lineage: Eukaryota; Fungi; Basidiomycota; Malasseziomycetes; Malasseziales; Malasseziaceae. Gene Ontology annotation, molecular function: peptidyl-prolyl cis-trans isomerase activity; protein binding.